CCAAUUUAUUAAAAGCCUUCAAUGAUCCAGAAAAUCCAGAAAAUUCCAAACCCACGAUUCGCCAUGAGAAGAGCUUCAGCUCUCGCCUCCUCCGCUCUCUCCCGAACUCUCCUCUCUGCCCAAGACGGCGCCACCACCACUGCCGUCAUCCAACACCGGAUUUUCCAGGCGGCUCUAUACGGAACCACCACCAGCGCCGCUGCUCAAUCCACUCGCCAGAGGUGGUACUCUACGGCUCUCUAUUCUCUCUCCGGCGGUUCAGCUAAAACCGUGUCUCUUUCCAUCGCCGGAGCUCUGUUCUCCGUUGCCGCCGCCACCUCGCUUUCCGAAGAGGUGUUAGCCAAGGAGCCACCGUCCCCGGAUCUUGUCCCUAAGGACGUUGUUCUUUAUCAGUACGAAGCUUGCCCUUUCUGCAAUAAGGUCAAAGCUUUCUUGGACUAUUAUGAUAUACCAUACAAAGUUGUGGAGGUCAAUCCGCUCAGUAAAAGAGAGAUCAAAUGGUCUGAUUACAAGAAGGUGCCUAUACUGAUGGUGAAUGAUGAGCAGCUAGUGGAUUCAUCAGCUAUAAUUGACAAGAUGAGCGACAAGAUUCUUCCAAAAAAAUCUGCUGAUUCAGCCUCUGAUGAUGAAGAGAGAAAGUGGCGGCAGUGGGUUGAUAAUCACUUGGUUCAUGUAUUAUCACCAAACAUAUACCGAAGUACUUCAGAGGCUCUUGAGUCCUUUGACUAUAUCACUAGCAAUGGUAAUUUUAGCUUCACAGAAAAAUUAACUGUGAAGUAUGCUGGAGCUGCAGCUAUGUAUUUUGUGUCCAAGAAAUUGAAGAAGAGACAUAAUAUUACUGAUGAACGUGCAGCAUUGUAUGAAGCUGCAGAAACAUGGGUUGAUGGUCUCAAUGGCAGGGAGUUUCUUGGUGGCUCCAAACCUAAUUUAGCUGACCUUGCUGUCUUUGGGGUGUUGAGACCCAUCCGUUACCUGAGGUCUGGUAGAGAUAUGGUGGAAAACACUCGUAUUGGUGAAUGGUACACAAGAAUGGAGAAUGCUGUGGGGGAGUCAUCAAGGAUUAAAGCCUAGACCAGAAAUCAUGUUGAAUUGGCAAGUAUGCACUCUGCUUCAACCACAAGUUUGCUGGUUUUGUUGCCAAACUAAGUACAUUCUUUAUAGAAGGAAAGAACAAAAUUUUUUGGAAGAGACAGUUGUGGCACUUUUCCCUUUAAAAGAUUUUUCAAAGUGGUAAUGGGUGAUUUAAUAUUAUGCAAAAUUUUGCUAUUGCAAUUCAUUGAUCAGAGUCAGAGGUUAAAAUCAUUAUUAUAAAUUUUGGUGGAAAUACUGAUCAAUAGGACAGAAUAAAUAUGUAGCGAAUUGUGAACCUCAAAAUUGAGGAAUGUGCUAUUAUGAUUUCUAAAAAAUAAUAAGCAUAUUUUUUAGA
Vitis riparia (riverbank grape) is the source of this 1426-nucleotide messenger RNA. Its product is annotated as prostaglandin E synthase 2-like. The transcript is spliced from 6 exons. NCBI's taxonomy places the organism in Eukaryota, Viridiplantae, Streptophyta, Magnoliopsida, Vitales, Vitaceae. Gene Ontology annotation, molecular function: prostaglandin-E synthase activity. Bases 22 to 1071 code for a protein of 349 amino acids. The record is from RefSeq and is a predicted model, not a curated record. Gene Ontology annotation, cellular component: mitochondrion.